CAGAGGCUGUGUGAUUUUUGUUUGUUAAACAAGUGUUUUGCAGAAAAAGAUUGCGGAAUCUUGGUUUGCGCACCUCAGUUAUUCGGGCGCUGUGACAUGGAUCUGCCUGCCCCACCAACCAAUUAUCCCAAAACUUUAACCUCCCUUAUCCUAUGCCGCCGUCGUCCUGACGCGGGGGCGGCGAGGAGGCAGGAGGCGAUAAACAAUUGCGCCAGCCGGAGGCUACCCCGUCCAAUCGUAUCGCCUCCACGAGGCCCAUCAGUCCGCCACCACUCGCUGCUGCAGCCCGCCCCGCCCGGACCUGCCAGCGACCGAGUCGUCGAGAGAUCCAGCGCCGUCGUCGCGCAACCGCCGCUGCCGCCGCCGCUGCUGCUGCCGGAGAUGCCGAGCCCGACGAUCCGGAGGCUGGACGUGGCGUCACCGGUGCCGGCGGACAUCGACAUCGCCAAUUCCGUCGAGCCGCUCCCGAUCGCCGACAUCGCGGCAGAGCUCGGCCUCGGGCCCGAGCACUACGACCUCUACGGCAGGUACAAGGCCAAGGUGUUGCUGUCGGUUCUUGAUGAUCUCAAGGCGCAGCAGGACGGGUACUACGUCGUGGUGGGAGGCAUCACGCCGACGCCGCUCGGGGAGGGCAAGUCCACCACCACCGUCGGCCUGUGCCAGGCUCUGGGCGCGUUCCUUGAUAAAAAGGUUGUCACUUGCCUCCGUCAACCAUCACAAGGGCCUACCUUUGGAAUCAAGGGAGGUGCAGCUGGAGGUGGCUACAGCCAAGUUAUACCCAUGGACGAGUUCAACCUUCAUCUGACAGGCGAUAUCCAUGCAAUUACGGCUGCAAACAAUCUCUUGGCUGCUGCUAUUGAUACAAGGAUCUUCCAUGAAAAUUCUCAGUCAGACAAGGCACUGUUCAACAGAUUAUGUCCCACAAACAAAGAAGGCAAGAGGCGCUUUGCUGACGUAAUGCUCAAACGUCUGACAAAGCUUGGCAUUUCGAAGACAGAUCCCAAUGAGCUUACACCAGAUGAAGUUAGACGUUUUGCAAGGCUUGACAUUGACCCUGAGUCCAUUACAUGGCGAAGGGUGAUGGAUGUCAACGAUCGUUUCCUGAGGAAAAUCACUAUUGGACAGGGCCCUGAAGAAAAAGGAAUGGUGAGAGAAACAGGAUUUGACAUAUCAGUGGCUAGUGAGAUAAUGGCUGUGUUAGCUCUUACAACUUCCCUUGCCGACAUGAGAGAAAGGCUUGGAAGAAUGGUGAUAGGGAACAGCAAGUCAGGAGAGCCAAUUACUGCUGAUGAUCUUGGUGUUGGAGGUGCCUUAACUGUCCUAAUGAAAGAUGCAAUUCAUCCCACCCUCAUGCAAACUCUUGAAGGCACACCAGUUUUGGUACAUGCUGGACCAUUUGCUAACAUUGCUCAUGGAAACUCCUCGAUAGUUGCUGAUAAGAUAGCUUUAAAGUUGGUUGGGAAGGGUGGUUUUGUUGUUACUGAGGCAGGUUUUGGUGCUGAUAUUGGAACUGAGAAGUUCAUGGAUAUAAAGUGUAGAUACAGUGGAUUGGUGCCACAGUGUGCUAUUAUUGUGGCCACAAUUAGAGCUCUUAAAAUGCAUGGUGGGGGACCAGAUGUUGUGGCUGGAAAGCCUCUGGAUCAUGCAUAUGUGAGUGAAAAUGUGGCCCUUGUUGAAGCUGGAUGUGUCAACCUUGCUAAACAUAUAGCAAACACAAGGAGUUAUGGAGUUAAUGUUGUAGUCGCAAUCAACAAAUUUGCAUCAGAUACUGAGGCAGAAAUGAACGCAGUGCGGAAUGCAUCUAUGGCUGCUGGAGCCUUUGAUGCUGUUGUCUGCACACACCAUGCCCAUGGUGGUAAAGGAGCGGUUGAACUUGGACUCGCAGUUCAACGAGCAUGUGAAAGCCAGUUGGAGCCUCUGAAAUUUCUGUAUCCUUUGGAAUCUAGCAUAAAGGAGAAGAUUGAAUCCAUAGCUAAGUUCUAUGGUGCUAGUGGCGUCGAAUAUUCUGAACAGGCUGAGAAGCAGAUUGACAUGUACACGAAGCAAGGCUUCUCCAACCUCCCAAUCUGUAUGGCGAAAACCCAAUACUCAUUCUCACAUGUUCCCUCCAUGAAGGGCGCCCCGACCGGCUUCGUUCUACCGAUAAGGGACGUGAGGGCCAGCAUCGGAGCUGGGUUCAUCUACCCGCUCGUGGGCACCAUGAGCACGAUGCCCGGCCUUCCCACAAGGCCCUGCUUCUACGAGAUCGACGUCGACACUGCUACUGGGAAGGUCAUGGGCCUGUCAUAAACUGAAGCUCAGCUGGUGCUGUUUAGAGACCGGAUCCGCAUUUGCAUUGGAGCGGAAUUGUGCAGCUACAGAAUUUUGUGUCAUUCCUUGAGAUGAAUAAUAGAAAUAAGUAUCCGUUCCUGGCUACCUGCAAAUGCAGUGUUACUUCUUGUUACUGCUCGAACCCAUGCUGUUUAGACUCUGUUCUUGUGUCCCAUAUCUCAAAACUUGCACUCCGUCUCUAA
Messenger RNA from Panicum hallii, 2513 nucleotides. RefSeq names its product formate--tetrahydrofolate ligase. Lineage: Eukaryota; Viridiplantae; Streptophyta; Magnoliopsida; Poales; Poaceae. Gene Ontology annotation, molecular function: ATP binding; formate-tetrahydrofolate ligase activity. The record is from RefSeq and is a predicted model, not a curated record. Bases 97 to 2289 code for a protein of 730 amino acids. The transcript has 5 exons.